This is a messenger RNA of Selaginella moellendorffii, 645 nucleotides long. RefSeq lists its product as uncharacterized. The record is from RefSeq and is a predicted model, not a curated record. The coding region runs from base 37 to 603 and encodes 188 amino acids. Lineage: Eukaryota; Viridiplantae; Streptophyta; Lycopodiopsida; Selaginellales; Selaginellaceae. The transcript is spliced from 2 exons.
GUUGGGGUUUUAGCAGUAGAAAGAAGACCUAAGGUCAUGGCGCUUGAAGGAUGGAGGUUUAGAGCAGCGAACUUCUUCUUCCUCAUCAUCGUCUUUGGCUUGCAGCUCUUCAAUGUUCCAUGCUCCAAAGGCUCAUGCUCCAGCCCCAUGGAAGUGGUAGCGGAUUUUCUUUACUCCAAGAAGCUCGCCAGCGACAUAGCCGUGAAAGCUCUCCUCUAUCCAAGCGCGUUCCUCGCCAAGGCCGAAGUUGUCCUGGGAGAUUCUAACGAUGGCUUCUCACUCCCGGACUGGAAAAAUCUUCUCCGGGACUUCAAACGCAAACCAAAACAGAGCAGCGAUCCUCUGGGGCUCGUCUUCGUCGCUGGCUGUUUUUCUUGCCUUCUCGGAGCAUUCCUCAGUGCUUUCGGGAUCACUUUCUUGAGCCCCGCAGGUACGCUCGUAGUUCUCUGGUAUGUUUACACGGCAGGAAAGACGGACCCGAGCAUUCAUCUUCUACCAAUGUUUUCGCUCGCCGUUCUGUGCUCCAUCGCUGCCUUUAACUUGGACAUUGCUUUCAAAGCUAAAGUCUCUUCCGGUGAGAAACUGGAAGCAAAGCAGGACUAGCUGGAAAAAGCACCAAAGAAAAGUAAGAUUAUUUUUUUUGCA